GAACAUGAGUCCGCCCCGAAGCUGGAGGCUCCACCAGGGUCGGUAGGAACUGGGGAGGAGGGCGUAGGCUCACGGACUCACCCACCCCGGAGCGUUUGCUAGGACCUCUGGCCGGGAACACCGGCUCCGCUCUGUGGGGGGGACCGGAACCUUUGGGCGCGAGGCCGCGUUUCCGGCCGGGACGCUCAGGGAUGGACCCGAGUCCUCCCGGGAUAGACGCCGUCCUGCGGGGCCCGGUGCCGCCAUGAAGUUUCGUGCCAAGAUCGUGGACGCGGCCUGUCUGAAUCAUUUCACGCGAGUCAGUAACAUGAUAGCUAAGCUGGCCAAAACCUGCACCCUCCGCAUCAGCCCGGAGAAGCUGAACUUCAUCCUCUGCGACAGGCUGGUGGGCGGCGGGGUGAGCAUGUGGUGCGAGCUGGAGCAGGAGAACUUUUUCAGUGAGUUUCAAAUGGAGGGAGUCUCUGCGGAGAACAAUGCGAUUUAUUUAGAACUAACAUCAGAAAACUUAUCCCGAGCUUUGAAGACCGCUCAGAAUGCCAGAACCUUGAAAAUCAAGUUGACGAAUAAACACUUUCCCUGCCUCACGGUCUCUGUAGAGCUGCUGUCCAUGUCCACCAGUAGUCGCAUUGUGACACAUGAUAUCCCCUUGAAGGUUAUUCCUCGGAAACUGUGGAAGGACUUUCAGCAGCCCUCGGUCCCAGAUGCUGAUGUUAGUAUCUACUUACCAGUCCUGAAGACUCUGAAGAGCGUUGUGGAGAAAAUGAAGAAUAUCAGCAAUCACCUUGUUAUUGAAGCAAACCUAAAUGGAGAGCUGAACUUGAAAAUAGAAACUGAUUUAGUGUGUGUAACAACUCACUUUAAAGAUCUCGGAAAUCCUCCAUUAGCCUCUGAUGACGCCUCGAGGGACAGAGACCCAGCCGAGAUGGCCGAGGUGCACGUGGACAUCAGGAAGCUGCUGCAGUUCCUCGCCGGGCAGCAGACCUGGUGAGCAGCCGGAUGGUGCACCUGGAUCUGCUCCACGAAGACGUCUGCCUGCAGUACUUCAUCCCCGCGCUGUCCUAGCUGCGAGGCCCCCUCCGCCCCCUUCUUCCGUGCCAGACUGAAGUGACUGGACAGGACGGAUCGCUCGUUUCUGGGGUGUUUUUUCCUUUUGCUUUGUUUUUGGUUUUAAGAUAUUGAGAAGAAAGGCUAGAAUGUGUCCAGUUUCCUUUUUUCAUUGCGGGCAGAUGAAGCCCCGGGCCUCAGAGUGAAGCCCCGGGAAGUCGCACGCUGCUCCCGCCCGCCUCUGCCUGUCCCCAUCCUGGGCGCCCUCGGUCCCCUCUGCACAGCCUGGCUACUCAGAGGCCGUGAGGGUCGCAUCUGGACCUUGGGACAGGCCCAAGGCUGAGUGCCCCCCUCGGGCCCGCCACAGAGCCACUGGCUGGAAUUGCUAGUGUGCAGCUCCGCUUCCCUCCCCGGCGGGUUUGCGUGCGGAUCACGGUGCUGCUCAGCAGGGCUCAGGUGGGUCCCAGGCCGGUGAGAUCCCGGGGCUCCUUCCGCAGUUACCACACCCCAUGUUCCGGGAGGAGCACAUCUGUGUGUGGGGGAGCCACAGAUGAACCUGGCCUGUCCCGGGCUGCAUCCUGGGUCCCACACUGCAUAAGAGCCCCUGCUUAGGGCCAGAAGAGGCCUCAGUGUUGGUCCUGAGGCAGGAACUGUGGCUGUGUUCUGCCGCCACUGCCACCAGCUGGAGAGCAUUUUCCCUGUGGGUAAAGAGGACCGAGGACCCCCGACCGUCAGCCGGCCCAGCCCUGCCGGUUGCCUGCUUCCUCGGAGUCUUUGUGUGGUUGUCUCCUCUGUCCUGGACUGAGCUCCUCCCAUGUCGCUGAAAUUGCCCUGCAGUAGCGAGGAGCCCAGCCUCCGGAACUACCAUCUGGUUCUCAGUUUCACACAAGAAGUAGCGUGUUUAUCGUCUGUGCCUGGGUUAUUGUAUGUAAGUCUCCCUAGCUUCAUGCCUUCAUGUUUGCGACCAUUUCACAGGUUACUUUAAACAGGUAACAGUGCAGGGUUAUACUAAGAGUGCCUGAUGCUGUUACACGGAAGAAACAAAGUAUCCUAAACGUGGUGAGUGGGGAGUUCUUGGAUGACCUAUGGCUCAAUACAGUGUUUCAUUCUCUUACCUACCUACAGGAAAAGAGCGUGGCUAGGAGGAAGUGUUUAAGGCUGUAGUCAGUUGUUCACAGUAGUCUGGAUGCCGGUUUGUCCACUGUGAUGGAAACACCCUGAUUCACACCAGCGUCUCAGCCUCACGAUUGCUGGGUGGAUCCUAUUUCAUCUUUGUACACUGACAUAUUUUCUAACAAUUUUGUAACCAACUUUGUAACAAGCAUAUUUUUACAGGACUAAAUAAAUAUUUAUUGAGUA
Heterocephalus glaber (naked mole-rat) is the source of this 2403-nucleotide messenger RNA. It is a transcript of the gene Hus1, whose product is annotated as HUS1 checkpoint clamp component. Gene Ontology annotation, cellular component: nucleolus; site of double-strand break; checkpoint clamp complex. The record is from RefSeq and is a predicted model, not a curated record. NCBI's taxonomy places the organism in Eukaryota, Metazoa, Chordata, Mammalia, Rodentia, Bathyergidae. Gene Ontology annotation, biological process: mitotic intra-S DNA damage checkpoint signaling; double-strand break repair via homologous recombination; mitotic DNA replication checkpoint signaling.